AGCAACCGAAAUGUUGAAAAAAAGUGUGAUGUGUGAUCUAAAUAUAUUGAAUGUACUGAGGUCUAUUGGUGUGCUUCACUUCUGAUACUUGCUGUGGUUUUCAAGGGACAUUCAGUAUGUAGUUAAAAGUCAAAGUAGUUAGACAGACUAUUGUAGUCUGGACAUUUACAUUAUUCAUUCUCAUCAUGACUGGACACCUGCUGUUACUCGUCCUCAUGUAUUCAUUUUCUGAGAUCAGAGCACAAGCUCCUCCACCUAAACUGACAGUGAAUCCACCGGUGAUCACAGAGACAGACUCAGUCACAUUGAACUGUCAGACUCCAUUUGAUUCUGUGUCUCAGUGUUAUUUCUACACAGUGAAGGAACAAACUGUCAGAGUCUUCUCCUGUCUGAAGACACUGCCAGGGACUGAGCUGCUGUUGAUGACACAUCAGAGUUCACCUGCUGAGGUUAAAGUGAGAUGUUAUUACUCUGUGAAUCUCGGAGAGUUCAGUUAUACGUCUCCACACAGUGACAUAUCCUCCAUCACCAUAAACUUUCCUCCUCCACCUAAACUGACAGUGAAUCCACCGGUGAUCGCAGAGACAGACUCAGUCACAUUGAACUGUCAGACUCCAUCAUCUGUUUCUGUGUCUCAGUGUUAUUUUCACUUUAUGAGAAGAAAACCUCCCAAAACCCUCUCUUGUGUGAAGACACUGACAGGGACUGAGCUGCUGCUGAUGACACAUCAGACUUCACCUGCUGAGGUUGAAGUGACAUGUUUUUACCUUGUAGCUAAUCAUUCUCCAGAGAGUAACGUGUCCUCCAUCAGCAUACAAACUCCUCCACCUAAGCUGACAGUGAAUCCACUGGUGAUCACAGAGACAGACUCAGUCACAUUAAACUGUCAGACUCCAUCAUCUGUUUCUGUGUCUCAGUGUUAUUUCUACACUGUGAAGGAACAAACUGCCAAAGUCUUCUCCUGUGUGAAGACACUGACAGGGACUGAGCUGCUGAACAUGGCACGUCAGAGUUCACCUGCUGUGGUUGAAUUGACAUGUUAUUACACUGCAGAGCACAGAGGAGGACAAUAUCAGUCUCUGCAAAGUAACAUAUCCUCCAUCACCAUACAACCUCCUCCACCUAAACUGACAGUGAAUCCACCGGUGAUCACAGAGACAGACUCAGUCACAUUGAACUGUCAGACUCCAUCAUCUGUUUCUGUGUCUCAGUGUUAUAUUUACACUGUGAAGGAACAAACUGCCAAAGUCUUCCCCUGUGUGAAGACACUGACAGGGACUGAGCUCCUGAACAUGGCACGUCAGAGUUCACCUGCUGUGGUUGAACUGACAUGUUAUUACACUGCAGAGCACAGAGGAGGACAAUAUCAGUCUCUGCAAAGUAACAUGUCCUCCAUCACCAUACAACCUCCUCCACCUAAACUGACAGUGAAUCCACCGGUGAUCACAGAGACAGACUCAGUCACAUUGAACUGUCAGACUCCAUCAUCUGUUUCUGUGUCUCAGUGUUAUUUUUACACUUUGAGUGGAGGAACCAAAGUCUUCUCCUGUCUGAAGACACUGACAGGGACUGAGCUGCUGAACAUGGCUAAUCAGAGUUCACCUGCUGUGGUUAAAGUGAAAUGUUCUUACGCUGUAAAACUUGGAGAGAAAACCCCUCAAUCUCCGUACAGUGACAUAUCAUCCAUCACCAUCAACACUGUCCUUCCACCUAAACUGACAGUGACUCCACCAGUGAUCACAGAGACAGACUCAGUCACAUUGAACUGUCAGACUCCAUCAUCUGUUUCUGUGUCUCAGUGUUAUUUAAACAUUGGAGGAACCAAUCAGGUCCAAACCUUCCCCUGUGUGAAGACACUGACAGGGACUGAGCUGCUGAACAUGGCUAAUCAGAGUUCACCUGCUGUGGUUAAAGUGAAAUGUUCUUACGCUGUAAAACUUGGAGAGAAAACCCCUCAAUCUCCGUACAGUGACAUAUCAUCCAUCACCAUCAACACUGUCCUUCCACCUAAACUGACAGUGACUCCACCAGUGAUCACAGAGACAGACUCAGUCACAUUGAACUGUCAGACUCCAUCAUCUGUUUCUGUGUCUCAGUGUUAUUUAAACAUUGGAGGAACCAAUCAGGUCCAAACCUUCCCCUGUGUGAAGACACUGACAGGGACUGAGCUGCUGAACAUGGCUAAUCAGAGUUCACCUGCUGUGGUUAAAGUGAAAUGUUCUUACGCUGUAAAACUUGGAGAGAAAACCCCUCAAUCUCCGUACAGUGACAUAUCAUCCAUCACCAUCAACACUGUCCUUCCACCUAAACUGACAGUGACUCCACCAGUGAUCACAGAGACAGACUCAGUCACAUUGAACUGUCAGACUCCAUCAUCUGUUUCUGUGUCUCAGUGUUAUUUCUACACUUUGAGUGAAAAAGCUUUCAGAGACUUUCCUUGUCUGAAGACACUGACAGGGACUGAGCUGCUGUUGAUGGCUAAUCAGAGUUCACCUGCUGUGGUUGAAAUUACAUGUUAUUACACUGUAAAGCUUGGAGAGAAAACCUCUCAAUCUCCACCCAGUAACAUAUCAUCCAUCACCAUAAACAAUAUUGUGGAAACAGUGUCAACCACAGUGCAGAGUAUGUCAACAUUAACUAUGACAGAAACAGUUACCAGAGAGACUAAUACAGCUGGUAUAGUUACUCUGACCUCUGCCAACAACACUGUGAAAACAGCAUCAGACAGCAAUGUCACAGUAAGAUGGAUGUGGAAGGUCCUUGUGGCUGUGACUGGUCUUGGAGUAACUCUGGGUGUCACCUCACUGGGACUGGUGCUUCUGUGCACCAAAAGAAGAAGUGGAAAAUGUUUCAACAAGAGAUCACAAGCCAGCGUUAGCGGUGAUAUAAUGAUGACAAAUACUGACUAUGGAAGAUUGUUACCUCCAGGUAAUGGUGAAGGCUACAGUAUGGUCAGCUCUGUACGUGAUGCUGAUGGUCCUUCAGGUUCUGAGAAACUGAACAAUUGGGAUCCUCAAAAUCAGGAUUCUGACACAUACCAUAUGUACUCCACCAUCUCAGAGGAGCCAGCUCCAUCAGCCCUGAAGGAUGCGGGCUACAGCUCCCUGCAAGCACACUGACACUCAAACUUUCUGAAACUGUAGAGACAGAGAACAGAAGAACUAUUGCAAUUUGAAACUUUAUGUAUAAGGCUGGAACUGCAAGAUUAAUAACAUCUAGACCAGUGCUAGACUACUAUCAGUGGAAAAAAUGUUGUCACUGAGGGUUAUUCAGGGAGAAACUAUGUUUUCUACAGAGUAUGAUGAUGUACAACAACUUCCUGUCUUCUGCUUUGUAAUUUGAUAUAUUUUGUCCUUAUGGUUUCUGUAUAUAAACUAAUAUACAUA
Molecule: messenger RNA, 3386 nt
Organism: Lates calcarifer (barramundi perch)
Lineage: Eukaryota; Metazoa; Chordata; Actinopteri; Centropomidae
Product: serine-rich adhesin for platelets
Exons: 19
Coding region: 186-3119 (977 amino acids)
Biological process (GO): cell surface receptor signaling pathway
Molecular function (GO): transmembrane signaling receptor activity
Source: RefSeq, a predicted model, not a curated record